Brenthis ino (lesser marbled fritillary) is the source of this 2661-nucleotide messenger RNA. NCBI's taxonomy places the organism in Eukaryota, Metazoa, Arthropoda, Insecta, Lepidoptera, Nymphalidae. The record is from the annotation of a GenBank genome assembly.
AUGGACAACGGUAGGUUGGAGACAGUCCCUCCUGGGACCAUGCACUUGGACACUGUAAGAUCGCUACAUCAGACAGUAGUAUCGCUCAGGACUGCGCUUGAAAUUUCUAAGAAUGAACUCAAAGAACUAAAAGAAAAAUAUCAAGAGCACUCGCGCUGCAUAGAAUAUGCUGAUAUUAUAGAAAAAUUGACUUUAGAGAAUCAUAUAUUGCGAAGAAAAAUAAUCGAUUCAGGUGGUGUAGAAAGUAGCAAUCCUAAGAGGAAUAUAAAUUUAGAAUUUUCUUAUAGUCCAAGUGCUCAGGUAGAAGAAAGUGAAGUUUUAAUAAAAACAGCUACUACUGAUAGUAAUGCUAUUGAGGAUUUAGAACCAAACACUUUGGAAAACAAGGACAAAUCAACUGAAAAAUUAGAAGAAAUACUUGAAGAGUCCAAAUCUGAAUCAAUUAUAUCAGAAAAUUCUAACUCGCCCAAUGUUACUAGCAGCCCAAACAUUGACGAUUCUGAAAGUCAAGUUUCUGUUUCUAAAGAGGAAUCGGAUGUAAACGUCCCAAGUUUUAAAACAAAGCUGGAAUUGCUGUCGAAGUUCGACGUGAGAAUUAAAGUCAAAACUUUGAAAGAAGGCACUGUUAUUUCAAGUACUACAUCUGAAACUGAUUCUACUACUGAGGAAAGGAAGGAGAAGUCGACUGGAAAGUCUAGUGAAUCGAAAACAAGCAUUCAUUUCGAAGAGCAUAAAGAACAUUUCGAAAAUUUCGAAAAUCCUAAAGGAGAUCAAAUUCAUUUAAAAUCAAUAUCAUCUGAGAAUAUAAAAAUGGCAGUACCAAAUGAGGCGGAAGUGAAAUCUAAAACUGAUAAAUUCGAUGUUCAAGUUCGAAUAACAUCUGAAGAUAGUCUCGUGCUUCAAGAUAAACACGAAAGAGCUAGACGAAAAGAAACCAUGAAUUUGGAUGUGGACAACCUAAGUUUAAAAUCGAUGUCGGAAGGGGACAAUUCAGUGUUCUCCGAAGGAACUACGCCGUUAGAGCACAACAGUGCACCUGAUGAUAAACAGGAUCAGGAAAACGCAAGUGGCAACGAGUCUGAGGAAGUCGACGAUAUAGAACUUAUAUUUACAACGGAUGAAUCUAAGGAUAUGAGCAAUUUGCAGGAGGAUCUCGUAUCAAUACGAGAAACUGAUCAUUGGACACCUGCUUCAGCAUCAACACCACAUUCAACGCCCGUUUUAAUCAAAUUCCAUACGCUAGACCCGGACUUUCAACCAGGGAGGGAGACUAAUAGCGGCAGAAAGGAGAACCAAGAAAAUACGCCAUGUUACACAGAACAUUCUUUGAGAAUGAAGAGAGUGUCCUUACCAAAUGACAAAGAAAUAAAACAGGUCGGCUUCAAUGAGAAAGGCACUCUUGAAUUACCUGGAAGAGGGAUUUUAAAGAGUUAUGACAACAAGUCUGAUAAUAUGUUGUAUAGAAAAAGUCCGAACGCAAGUACGAGGAGAUUGGAUAGUGUUGACAGUCUUACUGGCGAAUACAAUCGUGGCCUAAGUUUUGAUAAUACGAAAUCUUCGAGCUACGAUCUUGGCUCGAGUUUUGAUGUUCUUCACAGAGAGGAAAGUGUGGAUAGUUUCCAUAGAACAAGGAUGGGUCAUCGGUUUUCGGUUUUCGCGGAAACAGACAUAUCCAAAUGCGGAAUAUCUGAAGAUGAUCUCGCGAGCAAUUUGAAUGUCAGGAGGAAUACUUGCCCCAAUCCAUUCCAGUAUAGGCCUCCACUAAGUCGUACAGGAGUACGUUCAGGAUACAAAGCGUCGGGGCGCGCCCGCCCGGUGCUCUACCAGGGCUUGGCCCCUCGACGCGAGAGCUCCGCGCAAACUGACGUCUCCGCACUGCCAAAUAGAUGGACAUCUGAUGGAUAUUUAGCUUAUAAGAUGAGCGCCCCGAUGCCGACGGCGGCGCCCACGCUGCCGCAGCGCGCGGCGGCGCGGCGGCCCGCGGCGGCGGAGGCGCGGCCCGCGCCCGCGCGCCGCUCCGACGAGGCCCGGCGGGUACUGCUCAGUGAUAUCGGAUUCACAUCAAUGGUCCCGGAGCUAUCUCGGUCAGCAGAGCCCCUCUGGACUCAACGCCGACCGCCUUCGACUACUCACGAUCAGUCACAAUCGCCUGUAUCUCGCUAUCGUUACCGUUCGCCGUGUCUCAGCGUCGACCGCAGCAAUGAUUGGACUACACAAACUAAUGCAUCAACUAUAAAAGGCAUGUCGUGGCGCGGCUCGCUGCCCGACGUGCGCGACACCGACCAGCUGCUGCACGAGACCGAGCUGUUCCUGCGCCGCUCCAUAGACAACCUGCGCUCCUCUUCGCUUGACACGGAGGCGCGCGCGCCGCCGGGGCAGCCCUACCUGCCGACGGAGGCGCGCCAGCUGCGCCUCGGGCACGUCGUCAAGCUGAUCACGCCGCAGGGGCGGCUCGCUGUGGGACGUGUCAGAUAUGUAGGUCUAGCAGGUGGCACCGCUGCCACCAGUGGCAUCGUUGUGGGCGCCGAGUUCUCCUGCACCCAAUACCCGGGGCUGCCCCGCAACGACGGCACCUACCACGGCCGCCGAUACUUCCUAACGCCACCACAAAACACUGCUUUGUUUGUGCCAUUCUCCAAAAUAGUUAUGGCUUGGGCUAAU